This is a messenger RNA of Pantherophis guttatus, 2480 nucleotides long. NCBI's taxonomy places the organism in Eukaryota, Metazoa, Chordata, Lepidosauria, Squamata, Colubridae. The record is from RefSeq and is a predicted model, not a curated record.
GCGGCUGGGCGAAUUCUUGGCUGUCCGGCAAGGCUGCUCCUCGGCCCCGCUCCGGGCAGGAAAACCUUUGGAGGAAGUUCUGCUUGCAGGAUCCAAUCUGGGUCAGUCACCGGGACCAGAAGUUUCGUCUUCUGAGCUUUUGGACUCGUGCUGGAGCCCAUCCUCCUGCCCAUCUUCCAACUUUUUGGCCAAAGUUCUUGUUAGAGUUUCCUUUGAUGGAAAGCCCUGGAAACGAGCAGCCCCUGGAAAAUAUGCAGAGGGGAGAACAAUGUGGGCAAAUGUCCCCUCAGAUAAAUCAGCGGAGACAUUCAAAAUGCUCCGAGUGUGGAAAAUCCUUUGCUCACCGGUCCCUCCUUUUGAUCCACCAGAAACUGCACACGGGGACUGGAUCCCACCUGUGUUUUCUAUGUGGGAACUCCUUUCCUGGACUCUGGAGCUUUGCCAAACAUCUCCGGAGCCACCCUGGACUGAAGCCUUACAAAUGCGGAGAGUGUGGGGAACGUUUUGCUAAAGGCUCGGACCUUGGAGCCCAUCAGCGAAUCCACCAGGGAAAGAGAUCUCAGGAAUCCUGGAAGUGCUGGGGAAGAUUUCCUGACAGACGGCGUCUUUCUUGGCCUCAGAAUAGCCCGACUGAAGAGAAGCCCUGCAAGUGUGUGCAAUGUGGGCUGUGCUUUUCUCAAACCUCACAGCUGCUUAAACAUCAGCAAAUCCACACCAGAGGGAAACCUUAUCAAUGUCUGGAGUGUGGGAAAUCUUUCCAUUAUAAACAAUUGUUUAGAAAACAUGAGAAAAUUCACAAACAGCAGAUUCCUUAUAAAUGCUUAGAGUGUGGAAAAUGUUUCACUCGGAGCACAUCUCUUUGCAAACAUAAUAAAACACACACAAAGGAGGAGAGCAAAACAUGCAUAGAAUAUGGGAAGUGUUUUUCCAGCAAAUCAAACCUGCUGAAACAUCAGAGAAUUCACACUGGGAAAGGAUCCUAUCAGUGCCCAGAAUGUGGGAGAUGUUUUGACUACAACUCAUGUCUAAUUCGACAUGAGAGAGUUCACACCGGAGAAAGACCCUAUCAAUGCCCAGAAUGUGGGAGAGGUUUUGGCAGAAAGUCAACCCUAAUUCAACAUCAGAGACUUCACACCGGAGAAAGACCCUAUCAGUGCCCAGAAUGUGGAAAAAGUUUUUCCCGAAGGACACAACAAAUUCGACAUAUGAAACUUCACACCCGAGGAAGCCCCUAUGAGUGCCCAAAAUGUGAGAAAAGAUUUGUGGACUCUGCUAAACUUCGGAGACACCAAAGGCUGCACAUAGGAGAAAAACUAUAUAAAUGUAAGGAUUGUGAUAAAUGUUUUUCUAAAAAGUCUCGUCUUUUUGAACAUCAGAGUAUCCAUACAGGGGUGAAGCCCUAUAUGUGCAUUGAGUGCGGAACAUUUUUCCGUACAAUACAAAGCCUCAGAAAUCAUGAGAAUGUUCACAGAGGGGAAAAAAAGUUCAAAUGUUUAGACUGCGGGAAAGCAUUUGCUCAUUCAUCAUCCCUUAGAAAUCACUGGCAAACUCAUACGGGUGAGAAACGCCAUAAAUGCUCAGUGUGUGAGAAAUCUUUUACCCGGAAAGAUACACUUGUGAUUCAUCAGAGAAUCCACUUAGAGAAGCAAUAUAAAUGUCUGGAGUGUGAGAAAUCUUUUACCUGGAAAGAUUCACUUGUGAUGCAUCAGGGAAUCCACUUAGAGAAGAAAUAUAAAUGUCUGGAGUGUGAGAAAUCUUUUCAUUGCAAAUAUUAUCUUAGAAAACAUGAGAGGAUUCACAAAGGAGAGAAGCCUUUCAAGUGUGUGCAGAAAAAUGAAAAGUGCCCAGAAUGUGGGAGAUGUUUUGCCAGAAAAUCAUACCUAAUUCAACAUCAGAGACUACACACUGGAGAAAGACCCCAUCAAUGCCCAGAAUGUGGGAGAUGUUUUGGCUACAAGUCACACCUGAUUCGACAUCAGAAACUUCACAGUGGAGACAGACCUUAUCAAUGCCCAGAAUGUGAGAAACGAUUUGUGGAUUCUUAUAGACUUCGGAGACAUCAGAAGGGGCACACAGAGAGGCCCUAUAGAUGUGAGGAAUGUGGAAAAAGUUUUCUCUCAGCAACACUGCUUCAGGUUCAUUGGAGAAGCCAUACAAGGGAGAAGCCAUACCUGUGUGUGGAGUGUGGGAAAGGUUUUUCCCGAAAACAACACCUUGGAAAGCAUGAAAAGGUCCAUAUGCGAGUGAAGCCAUAGAGAUACAUAGAGCAGUGGUUCUCAACCUUCCUAAUGCCACAACCCUUUAAUACAGUUCCUCAUGUUGUGGUGACCCCCAACCAGGGGUGGGUUCUAAAUUUUUUUACUACCGGUUCUGUGGGCGUGGCUUGUUUUGUGGAUGUGGCUUGGAAGUCAUGUGACUGGGUGGGCGUGGCUAGCUGGUCAUGUGACCGGGUGGCCAUGGCUAUGUGUAUAGGGACUACU